Molecule: messenger RNA, 2274 nt
Organism: Telopea speciosissima
Lineage: Eukaryota; Viridiplantae; Streptophyta; Magnoliopsida; Proteales; Proteaceae
Exons: 5
Coding region: 118-2274 (718 amino acids)
Biological process (GO): regulation of photomorphogenesis
Source: RefSeq, a predicted model, not a curated record
GUUGAAAUCUAGACACUGGCCACUGCCAGCAGGGCAACAUUUCUCAAAAGGGAUCAACUAACAAGCCUUUAAAAGGAACCUUUUGUUCUCAAUCAGUUUGAGAUCUUCCACUUUAAAAUGUCGGACUGUGAUAAAACUGACGCAAGACCUGAGGAAUCUAUGCAUGCUUAUCACUCUGUGUGGAUGGCUCAUUGGAAGCAAACAAGCUGUGAGUCAGCAUCAGGGGUUGAUAAACAUUUUUCAUUUGAUGAUGAGAAAAAGAAAGAUGGUCAUGAUAAUAAGCAGGCAUCCGUGCUGGUUCGAGCUGAUGAACCUAGAAAGGACACUAGAUUGGAUGUAAUAAAGGCCAGUCCAAGUAACUUCUCUAAGCAUGGUAGUGCAUGGAGAUGUCCGGGGGGCUUGCAGAUAGAAUCUGAUGGUCCCCAGUCUGCCAAAGUUGGAGCAUUAACUGAAACUGAAAGAGUUAAAAUGAGGAAUGAGGCAUUGUCAAUGAAGUCAUUAAACUUCAGCAAUGUCGGAAAAUGGCAAUCCUUUCCAGUGUCUAACUUUGAUGAAAGGAAAAAGAGUAUUUUGACUUCUAAGAACGACUUAUCUUUCAAUGGAAGACAUCAACCAAUAUCUCAGAUUGAUGACAGGUCUGAAUUUGGUACAAAUUCUGUGCAUGAGAAUGAGGCUCACCUUUCUUUGAGAGUGCUUGCAUCAGCUCCAACUGGAGUAAAAUGUUUAUGGAGAGCACAUCAUCCUGCUGAAGGUGUGUCACAAAGUUCCGGCGAUCUGGUGACACCUUAUGAAUCUCCGGAGAAGAAAAACUUCCCUGUUUCAAGGACUUUGCAGGAAAAUCAUACAGCCUCAAUUUCUAAUUUUCUGCUGUAUGGGUUUGAGACCCGAGGAUUACCGAUACAGUCUUAUGAGGGCAGAAACAGGAAAAAUAAUCCUCUAACAUCAAAUGAAUGUAUCACAAAGUCCAAUUGUGCCACUAGAGAACAUGCUACAUAUUCUGGAAGCUCCCCCCUGGAGGAGAAUUGUGAGAGUCAGCAACUACGUGAUCCUUCAACCAGUGAAGUGAGAUUCCCAAUUUUUAUUGGCAAACAAGGUAAAAGGUGUAACUUUCCUGGUUCUGAGUUUUUACCAAGCCACAGCUGUCCUCCAGCGGUCACCAAAUCAGAAGAGCUGAAUUAUGGUAGUCAUUCACUGAGAAGAUGGACAACUGGGAAUUCUGCGGAGGCCCUGCCGCAAAGACCUCCAAAGGUUUCUCAGGCAAAUAAUCAUUUACUGUUGUCUGAGGGUUGCAAAAUGCUCAGAGAAUCAACAGUAUCAACCGAACACAAAGGAAAUGCAUUUUAUGAAUUGCUGACCUUGCCUCCUGAUUUUCGUCAUGAUACUAACCUAGGAGCUAAGCUGCAAUCUCAAAGGAACUCUGGAGCAACUGAUGUAACAGGUGAUGUUUGGAAUGCCAAGCCAAGUUCAGAAGGUUUAAAGAAUGAAUUAUCGGCUGAAGCUGAUGCCAUGACUGUUGAUGUUUUUCAGGCAAACAACUUGCUUCCAGGUGCAGCUUCGUAUCUGUCAAAAAAGGAUGUAUGCCGAAGAAAUGCAGAACUUCAAGCAACAAUGAAUUUACUGAGAAAAAAGGUUGAAAAAGGAAAAGCAGUGGUUGAUUUACCAGAUAUGAACCAAGAGCCACCUGCUUCAGCCAAAGGAGAUGGUAUGGGUGACGGGAAGUUGAGCUCGUCAAGAACUGAGAGUUUGGAGGCAGAGCACCUCCUUUCCCUCGGUAAGCAGCCUGGUAGUUCAACCUUCAGUCCUCAUCAAGACAGCCACCAAUGCCUCGAGCCAGACAGAAGACGGGUUAAGAGUAUCAAGCUAAAUGCCUCUGAUUCUCUUCCCCAUGGUACCAAGUAUUUGAAAAUGGGUGAAGCAUCCACAAGUGGAAAAGCAAAUAACAGCAAAAUUAUGAAUGACAGCACUAGCAUCUCACAGGACAUGAUGGUUAAAAAUUUUGGAAAGGGGAAGAUGAACAGUAAGACGUUUGAGGAAUGUUCAGAUCUUACAUACUCUUGGAUUCGGAGAUGGUGCCAUAAUAAGACAGCAGCACAACUGGUGAAGCGAGGCGGAAAUCAGGUUUGUGAGCCUCAAAGCUCCAAGGCAGCUUUAUAUGAACUUGAAAAGAAGCAAUUCCCAAGCAUUGGUGCAAUGGCAUUGAUGGGGAAAGCUAUGAAUGGUUACCGGCCAUGUGUCUUCAGGAGAAAGGGUCCAUUGGUAGUUUGGAAUACUUGA